Molecule: messenger RNA, 2851 nt
Organism: Dendronephthya gigantea
Lineage: Eukaryota; Metazoa; Cnidaria; Anthozoa; Malacalcyonacea; Nephtheidae
Product: heterogeneous nuclear ribonucleoprotein L-like
Exons: 6
Coding region: 791-1108 (105 amino acids)
Biological process (GO): regulation of RNA splicing
Cellular component (GO): nucleus
Molecular function (GO): mRNA binding
Source: RefSeq, a predicted model, not a curated record
UUUAGAAAAUUCGUUUAUGUUAUGUUACUCUAUAUUAAAAAACCUUAGGCAGUUGCAUGCAAGACUUCCCGAGAAUUCACAUUAGGUUUUUAAAAGUCACGUUACAGUCUGAGAAUUUAAAAUUCUCCCUGAUAAAUUACUUCCUGAAAAGUCAAAUUACAUUCUCAGAAAUUCCGUAACAAUUCGAAACGUUUCAGUACAUUCUAAGAAGUCCAUCGAAUGUUUCUAAAUUCUAAUUAUUUGGACAAAAAAAUAUCCGAUUAUGCUUCUGAAAUAUGAAACUAAGCGAGCCUGUUUUACUAGUUGUUUUGAUAUAGACACCACAAAUCCUUAACGCUAUAGCAAAUCUAUAUUUAAUAUGUAUCAUUUGACAGAGGCAAUUACCGUCAUACCAAAAUAUUCCGAAUAUGGUAUUACAUCUGUACUUAUAAGGGACUGAUUGUUCUCUGAAGUACCUCACCUCUGCGUUUUCAACGAGAUUUGGUUAACCGAAAACAUGGCAACUGACAGCGUAUUAACAAAGCCAAAACCCCGAGAUAACGGUUUUCUUGAAAUUAAUGCAAAUUUUUUUUCUAACGUUGUUUCGGUAAACAGACCUAGUACGUCAAAUAUACGUCUUAACUAGGUUAGAAGGUCAAAGAGGACAAUUCCUUAAACCGACUCGUCUGUCGUCGCGCUAAAUUUAGCUAGCAUGACUCUAAAGAACAACGCAUUUGCGUCGUUCGGCUGCGUUUUCCUGGCAUGUUUAACGAGAGCUUGUCAAGUUGUGCACGAAUGUUUUACGACCUAAAUGUAUUCGUUGAAAAAAGAAUCGAAUCCUAUCCCCAAUCCUCUCCACGACACUCCUCCGUCAAGGGUUAUUCACUGCCGCGCGGUGGCUGACGGUACGAAAGAAACGGAUCUCAUCGGUGUUUUACAACCGUUUGGCAAAAUAACAUACGUAGCUCUUCUUCCGAAAAUACGCCAAGCUUUGGUGGAAUUCGAGGAUAUUGACUCUGCUGUUGCGCUUGUCCGCUUCGCCCAGGGAAAUCCUAUUGUAUUAUUGGGAAGACAGAUGUACGUGAAUUUCUCAAAAAGUCAAGAAAUAAAAAGAUUUACAAUGUUUUGACUUGUCUGGGGAUUGAGUUAGUAAUUUGGUAUGCCGAUGUACAGCAUGAAGCCUCUUACUUUGAAUGGUAAGAUUACCAAAAUUAUUUUGAUCAUUCUGAAAGUCAAGAGCAUCAUACGUGUCUAAUUGCAGAUUGUUAAACACAAAAAUAUCGAUCCCAGCACCUCGGUCGCUCAAGAGCCCGAAUAUUUAAGAAAUGUUUUAACCGCCGGAUGCUUUGGAUUGAAUAACCCCACACCUAGCAACGCCUCCUGUGCAAACAAUCCAGCCCUUGCACACAGUUCAGCGCUCGUCAAUCCAGCACCAGUCUCCCCGGAUAAUCAAAGAGCGACGCAGCAGCGAAACCCCGCAGCACAAGUCGGUCAAAAGGGACAAAGAAACGGUGCAAAGCCUCCCAUGGCCAGUCAGGGCUCCAAAGUCCCUCAAAGUUCUAAGGCUCCUCAGAGUUCCAAAUCUCAUGAUCUCCAAUGUCCCCAGUCAGGUAUGCAAGAUCCUCGCUGCACUUCUGCCCGGCAAAACCCAAAAUCGCACCAGCUGGUAAACUCGAAAACUCCUUCAGCACAAAGUUCUAAGACGGCAGUUUCUAAGUCACAAACCCUGGGCUCUCAACAGGCCCACCUGCAAAGCCCGAUGCCUCGAAAGUGCGUCCAACAAACCGUCAUCCCUCAAAAUCCUUCUCAAAUCGGGCCUCCCGUAAAACAGGCUUACUCCGAAGUCGUAAAGCAACCUGCAACUCACGUUUCCAGCCGGCAAACUCCGAGCGCUAGCACAAACCAACCCGCAAACAGGCGAAAAGCACCGGGCCUUGCAAAGCCCGUGAAAUCGGCUGGUGUGACCCCACCUGGAAAUGGCGAAACAACGCGACAGGCUCCGGCAGGAUCCGGCAACGUGACGAAGAGGAGAGUUAUGUAUUCCAAGGACGGACAGAAGUUUAACAUCGAGUACAACAACAGACGCGAGAAUCUGGCGAUGACGGCGGUAAAAAAUUCACAAGGAAACAAAAAUGCGCCUAAGAUCAAACCUGAAUUACUUGCGAAACAAGAAAACCCUCAACGAGUCAAACCGGUUAUGAAAGACGCGUCGACGUCCACGUGUCCACAGAGCACCUUUGUAGACGCCGCUGUGCAAGUGCCUGACGUGGAGGGGAAUGCGGGCGACGAAAUUCAAAGUCUACUGGUGAAGAGGCCGUGGGACACGGAGCGGGUGAUGAAGAUGCAAGUUCUCCUUGACGAGAAACUCGUCGUGAUUGGUCGAAUGAGGGAAAUGUCACGUAAGCAGCGAGACGAGCUGAAAACAACGAGGAAACGUUGCAAGGAACUCGAGACGGUCAUCAAGGCAUCGAAUAUGCAAGGCAAACCACAGCUGAUUGCGCAGGUCAACGAACUGACCGAAAUCAAAAACGAAUUGGUCGACGAUGUCACGAAUCUGACCGUUGACCUCGAGAAAGAACGCACGAACGUAAAGAACUUGCGCACGGAACUGGUCGAGGUCAGGGCCCAGUUGACUGCUGCCAGGAGAAAAGGCGCGAAUGCAGCUAACCAAUAAGAGAGAGGAACGGUUAACCAAUCAUAUUUCAAUGUUGUAUAUCUUUAACGUAUUGCUUCAAGUCAUAUAUUGUUCAUAUUUUAGCAGCUGAAAAUGGACUUUAUUUAAAUAAAAGGCCAAAGCUGUCGGACACACGGAAAGGUGCAUAACAAUAUUGUUGUGUUCGGUAUAUAUUAUUUAUUUAUCUCAAGGUGUAAA